AUGCGCGGCCUCGCCUUUUCAACACCCAUUUUUCGACAGGUUUUGAUCUCAAUUUGACUUCCAAGGAAAGUUUUUUGAUUGAGCUGGUCGAGUUCCAAUCCUACACGUACACCUACAUUUUGGGAUGCGAAAAGACUCGCCAGGCCGUCAUAAUCGAUCCCGUAGACAAGACCGCCGAUCGGGACAUCCAGGUUUUGCGGAGGAAAGGAGGAAUCUUAUGAUUUUGGCAGCUAUUGAAAGAUUUCGAUCUGAAUCUCGUUUAUGGAUUGAACACCCACGUGCAUGCUGAUCACAUAACUGGCACGCAUUUACUCAGAAAGGUUCUCUUUUUCGGAUUUUGGUAGUUCAUAAAGAGGUUUCAAAGAGGUAUAAUACCUUGUGGCUGGGAAAUUUCGAAAAAUUGAUCAGAAUCAUUUGUCUGCACUUGAAAAAAUUUCUAGCUCCGGAGAGAGAAAGGCUGAAAGUCUCAGAAUGGUCCGUUUGAUUGAACCGGCUUUUGAUUAUUUCCUUUGAGAUUAAGCCGCUUGUUCUCUAAGAAGAAAGAGUAGUUCUGCAAGCUGAGACUUUCAGAACGAUUUAAUAUGUUUUAAACAUAAAUAUGAAAAUUUUGGUAGGUUUCCGUUAGAGCGAAGUUAAAAAACGAAACAGGAACACCGUUAUGACCUGUACUGUGGAUCAAAAAGUAUUCUGACCUGUUUUUAUAAAGUUUUGAAUCGCAAAGAUGAAGUAGUUUCAUUACAAUUUCUUUUGAAAGUAGAAUUAUCCAUUUCGUCGGCUCACGCCAGUUAUUGAACACGUCAGGCUUUCCCAUCGAUGAAGUCGGUCUUGUCGAGGGCGUCAGGAGGGAAAGCGGACCGCCUCGUCGACGACGGGGAAGAUGUUCAGUUCGGCGAGCAGAAACUCGAAGUCAGAGCCACGCCUGGUCACACGAACGGCUGUGUGACCUACGUCUGGCACGAACUUCGGAGAGCCUUCACCGGAGAUUCGCUUCUUGUUCGCGCCUGCGGUCGCACUGACUUCCAAGAAGGUAUUUCCAGAAGUAAACCUAUUAUGAAAGAUUCUUCUCAGGGAACGCCGCAGCGCUGUACAAAUCGGUGCAUUCAAGAAUCUUCACUCUUCCUGAAGAUUACCAGAAUUUUUAUCGGCCAUAACUACAACGGCAUUUUACAAACAUCGGUUAACUUUCCCUCAAUUUAUAACCUAAAAAAUCGAAAUUUCAGGUUCUCGAAGAGAAAAAUUUGAACCCGAGGCUGACAAAAACCGAAGAAAAGUUCUUAGAAACCAUGGAAAACCUUCACUUGGCUCAUCCCAAGCAGCUCGGUAAAUAAUCCCAGAAAAUAUUGGAAAGUCCACUUUUAAAUUCAGAUGAAGCGGUUCCAGCGAACAUGAAGGAUGGGGAAGUUGAAAAUUCAUCAUAA
This is a messenger RNA of Caenorhabditis auriculariae, 1418 nucleotides long. Lineage: Eukaryota; Metazoa; Nematoda; Chromadorea; Rhabditida; Rhabditidae. The record is from the annotation of a GenBank genome assembly.